AUGACAUCGCCUAACUCGACUCAAACAUCACCAGACUCUGAAGCGACUGCACCGCCCGCGACGAGAUUGGACCUCUCGGACCUACCUCCCAUUUACGUACUGCCUGUUCAUAUGGAUGAGACUGCACUUUACGAUAUCGAGAGCAAAUUUUUGCAAUAUGGCGCCACCUUGACCUACGAUAUCAAAGAAACACGACUUGCAUUCGCUAACUUAGAGAAGAAAGUUCGCGCUAAACUGGAGUUGAGAUGGCUUCAGCUUUGGACUGAGGAAACCGUCUCUCAGCCAGCUGCAACAGAAAUCGACGAUACGGUUCAUACUGUACAGCCUCUAGCCAAGCGUAGACGACUCGAUGACGGAUUGGUCGUUGCUGAAGUUGACCCAAACGACGGCCACUCCACUACUGACAAUGAGUCUACUGUUAGCGAUACCCACUUUGGGAUGGAAAGCAUCUUGCCUCAUGAUGAUUCCUCUAUACCCAGUCUGUCAGUACCUCCUGCGCUUGAGUUGGUGGACAUGUGUACGUUCCCUAUGAACACAAUCACGGUCAUAAAGUUGAAUUGGCUCGAGGAUUGCAUUACUGCACAAAAAUUAUUAUCACUUCGAGAAUACAUGAUAUACCAAGGCAGGCCUGUACAAGCACCACAGGUUGUCAAGCGGGCGAAUGCUGAUGCUGGAGGACAUACACCGCAAGUUCCUACACUGCCUGAACGUCGCGGCUUUGGGACACGGCAUGCGAUGUCUGAUAAGAGGAUUCACCAUCAGACAAGCCAGCUUCCCCUGGAAACUACAGCAGAGCAUGAAGGCGGUGAAAGCGACAUACCCAUGGAGCCAGAUUGGGUCAAGAGCGGUCUGCGAUAUGCUUGUCAACGUGUUACGCCCCCUAAUCCACCAAACCAAGCAUUCAUAGAAGUGUUGAAACAAAUUCGGCUUGAACGAAUUCUUAUUAUGGAUGAGAUUGGUGUCCGCGCAUACUCGACUAGUAUUGCUGCGGUAGCUGCAUACCCAUAUGAGAUUACGACUCCUCGUGAAAUAACACGGCUGCCGGGCUGUGAGACAAAACUGGCAAACAUCUGGGUCGAAUGGAAAAACACGGGCAGGGUCCAGGAGGCAGAGAGAAUGUCCACUGAUGAGCAUUUGGUCAAGCUUAAUUUAUUCUACAACAUCUGGGGCGUUGGCGCGCAGACGGCACAUCAAUUUUACUAUGACCGGUGCUGGCAGGAUCUGGACGAUGUGAUCGACUACGGCUGGAAGGAUUUGCAUCGAGUGCAGCAGAUUGGUGUCAAGUACUAUGACGAGUUUCUGGACCCGAUUCCAAGGUCUGAAGUUGAGUCUAUAGUGUCAGUGAUACGAACGCAUGCGAUCAAAGUCCGCGAUCCUGGGAUUGAAGUCGUUAUUGUGGGAGGAUAUCGGCGAGGAAAAUCCGCAAGUGGCGACGUGGAUGUCAUUGUUUCGCACCGCUCCCUCAAGGCCACGCAAGGUCUUGCAAGGGACAUUGUGCUCAGCUUAGAAAGAGAAGAAUGGAUUACGCACACGCUGAUCCACAGCGAGAACAACAGCCUACGAGAACAGUCAACUCUACCAUUCAAAGCGAGUGGUGCUGGCGGCGGGCAUGGUUUUGAUUCUCUGGACAAAGCACUUGUCGUUUGGCAACAUCCUCAAUGGUCUACAAAGGCAGAAGACCUGGAAGCCAAUCCAGGGAAUGUCAGGAAUCCAAACAUACAUCGACGAGUGGAUAUCAUUAUCUCGCCAUGGAGGACGGUGGGCUGCGCCAUCAUGGGCUGGAGCGGGGGCACCACGUUCCAAAGGGAUGUAAGACGGUACGCCAAGAAUGUGAAAAACUGGAAAUUCGAUAGCAGUGGUGUUAGAGACCGCGGCAGUGGGCUACUGGUACCACUCGAAGGACCGGAGGGAGUCAGCGGGAGCUGGCAGGACGCCGAACGAAAGGUGUUUGAGGGACUGGGACUCGAGUACCGAGAGCCAUGGGAGAGGUGCACGAAUUAA
Molecule: messenger RNA, 2001 nt
Organism: Pseudovirgaria hyperparasitica
Lineage: Eukaryota; Fungi; Ascomycota; Dothideomycetes; Acrospermales; Acrospermaceae
Product: Nucleotidyltransferase
Exons: 2
Coding region: 1-2001 (666 amino acids)
Biological process (GO): double-strand break repair via nonhomologous end joining
Cellular component (GO): nucleus
Molecular function (GO): DNA-directed DNA polymerase activity; DNA binding
Source: RefSeq, a predicted model, not a curated record